Messenger RNA from Rhinocladiella mackenziei CBS 650.93, 483 nucleotides. RefSeq lists its product as uncharacterized. The transcript has a single exon. Bases 1 to 483 code for a protein of 160 amino acids. The record is from RefSeq and is a predicted model, not a curated record. NCBI's taxonomy places the organism in Eukaryota, Fungi, Ascomycota, Eurotiomycetes, Chaetothyriales, Herpotrichiellaceae.
AUGGCAUUUCUCGAGCCACGAAUUCGAGGAUGUAGCUUUCCAAGCUUCAAACUCAAUGAAGCAGGGAAGUUUGCUCCGUCAACUUCAUCGCCAGUGGACGGCCCUGAGUGGGUCGAGAGCAUGCUUUCCAUCGAAACAAAAUUUGGACGUGGAAAGGGAAUGCUUCGACUUGUCCAGGGCGACGAUGGCAUCUACAAAGGCUAUAUGCUGUACACCUCACUGCCGGAAUUGAAAGGGUUUGAAGAAAAUUCGGGAGCGCGGAGACCGCAUGGAGGGAACAACUCUUUCGUGGGGAGGAAAGAGUUGACUGUGUUGACUAUCAUGACGUCGUUCUUCAUAAUAAUAGAUAUCAGGAGGCAAGAGUUUGGUCAAAGGCUAUACACGAGCGACAAAUCGUCACGACUACACCUGAACAAGAAGGAACCAGCACUGUUAGCUUCGCGACGGGGUGCGAAGACGAGAGAAGAUGACCGGAGGAUAUGA